Messenger RNA from Oncorhynchus keta (chum salmon), 5798 nucleotides. Its product is annotated as NLR family member X1-like. Gene Ontology annotation, molecular function: protein binding. NCBI's taxonomy places the organism in Eukaryota, Metazoa, Chordata, Actinopteri, Salmoniformes, Salmonidae. Gene Ontology annotation, cellular component: mitochondrion. The coding region runs from base 2387 to 5419 and encodes 1010 amino acids. The transcript is spliced from 10 exons. Gene Ontology annotation, biological process: negative regulation of canonical NF-kappaB signal transduction. The record is from RefSeq and is a predicted model, not a curated record.
AAUGCAAAUACGGUAGAAAUUGUGCUACUAAUGCAUAUGACGGAACAAACACGUCUUGUAAAAAGUAAAUACGUUUAUUUCGUUAUCUUUUGGAAAUUGUUGAAAUAAAAGGCAACCGUUUUAGCCAUCUAGCUAGCAAUGGCAAUACUUUUUGCAUAUUUCUUACUGAGAUGAAGGUUCUAAAACAUGUUAUUGGGUUUAAAAAUAAUCAAUACUGAUACAGUCAGUGCCUUAGACCACUGCCCCACUCGAGAGUUUAAGACAAGGGUUUAGCUAUCUUGGAAUUAACAUUUCCAAGAACUUUCAAGAAUUGAAUUUCUUCGUAACUUUUUGCUUAAGGAGAAACAUAAGAAACGGCGCAAGGACAUUUCCAAGAACGUUUUUGAGGAAUAGCAACUUUGCUUAACUUGAAAUAGUUAAGGAAAAAUGGCAGUUAAGACAUUUCUUCUUAAGAAGGUUGUGAAUCUGGGCCCAGUUGCUUUUGUAGUGCUUAUUUUCCCACCACCACUGCAGAGGCUGUCUUUAACACAAUGGAUAUGUACCUGGGCCCAGAUUCACACAACCUUUCGAAUGAAGAUGGGAAGCGUCACAUUACCAAGCAAUGAAGAGGAUCAGCUGGUGGAGCUGUCAUUUGAUUGCGGACUGCGCAUGUGCGGCAGGAACCCUAAUGGUUAGAACGGAAAGGUUGCUGGAUCGAAUCCCCAAACGGACAAGGUAAAACUCUGUCGUUCUGCCCUUGAGCAAGGCAGUUAACCCACUGUUCCCGGGCGCUGAAGACGUGGAUGUUGAUUAAGGCAGCCGCCUGCACCUCUGAUUCAGAGGUGUUGGGUUAAAUGCAGAAGACACAUUUCAGUUGUACAACUAACUAGGUAUAAGCGUAGGGGUUGGUAAUGUUCUCUAGUUGCGCCGUGAUUGGCUCAGUGUUCUGUCACUCAUGGGGACACUACGUCACCGCAAACUCUAUGGGUAGAGCUCGAAAAUUCAAGCCCCUUGAGUGCUGCCAUAGAGUUACAUUAGAAGUGCCCAUCCAAGAAGGCUCAAGGUCAUUGGCCACAGAUAAAAUGACAUCAAAUCACGUUAUAUCUACAGUAGCUUUGAUUGGACUGAUUGGACUAAAAAUCUUAGCUAGCAGUCAUCGUCAUGAAUCAAGUCGACAAUCUACUGGCAAAUCCUUUUCAAUCCUUGUCAUAUGAAGGUAAAUAAUUAAGAGAAAUUAUAGAUUAAAAUGUAUCUGUGCUCAUCGGCCAUAAACAUUACCCAACAAGUUGGAAAUCGCAAAUUCAACAAUAAGUGAAUUGGACGGAAUAAGUGGCUAACUGCAAGCAUUGCAAAAUAAUCACUAGCAUGCUAUUCAGUGGAGUGGAUGUGUGGUCCAAGUCUUGGUUUAAUGGUCUCUUUUACAAGUUUAAAAGGAUAAACAUUCAACAUUGGCCAUGCUGUCAAUCCAGCAUGACUUCUGCCGGGCUAAAAAACACGUUUUGAAUGGUCAUCCAACUCAGAAUUGCAGGUCGGGAACUCAGACCUCUUACUAGGGCUGCAUUCCAAACACUUAAAAGACGCACCCUCUCCCCUCAGCCCUCAAAUUAAGUGGACACUCUCCCCUCAGCCCUCAAAUUAAGUGGACACUUCUGAUGAUGUAUCAUGACGGCUGACGAGUUGACACUUGCAAGGCGAGGGAAGAAAGAAUUACAUUUAAAUGAACCGCUCUUGCCCCAUGGUUGUGUUUUCAGUCAUCAUGGAACCACUGGUAGCUGUUGCGUGUGCAUUAUAUGAGCUACAGUCAAUUAUGAUUGCAUUUCAUAUCUUGGCUAGAAGACAAUGAAUGCAUCCGCAAACAUCGAAUGUCAGCCAUCCGACUAUAUCAGGAACAUUGAAAAUUACAAUUUAUAAAUGUGAUGUCAGGGAAAGUUGUAUGCGCAAGCUAAUGUUUCCAAAAGCUAACCAAACAAAAACAUAAUUACUUUUAUGAUACUUUGUUUGAGCCUUCAUGUGCAUUAGUAACACAAUAUAUAACGUAUUUACAAUUGUUUUUACUUACACUUGUAUGUUGACUUCUCCAUAUUAAUAUUCUCAUUAAUCAUCGCAAAUUGAAUUAUGGGCGUUUCAGGCCCCCGAGUGAACAUAAUUGUACACUCGCAAACACAAUCAAAAACGAGGGCUGAGGCACUUAUAGGAUACCAACUUCCCAUGCUUUUCUAAUCAUUUGGAACAAUGACAAAGAUUGCUGCGGGGAUUCCCCCAAGGGCAUAAGGCGAGGGUUCACGUUAAAACUACAGUAAACCAAGACCCACGGGAAACAAAGACUUAGGAUCAGGAAGUGGAAGCACUGUUUAAGAUUCCUCAAGAUGUAAACUAGUUGGAACAAUGUUGAAAGCCUACUAGGAGGAUGUGGCAGUGUUGGAUCGGCUCAGGGGUCCUCAGGAGGAGAUGGCGAGGCACUCUCAAUGAUGUACUCUCCAAAUCUAACAUCUCUAUUUUACAAAGAGAUGUGAAUCUCAGUAGACUCGCAAGCAGAGUCCUCAAUUAUAGGAAGAUGAGCUCAUGUCACAGACAGCUGAGGCUUCCAGGAGGACUAUGGAGGAGGUUGAAAUCCUCCUCCUAUUCAGCCAGUGGAUUUCAUUCAAGAUUUUUUUGCUCCAGUCUAGUCCAUAAUCAAACAGAUCCCAUUGAGAUCCACAAGAAGAAGUUGACCUUAUGGUUCAGCCACCUACCUCAGGAAGAGAAGCAGUUCGGGGGCUACUUCACCCCCGAGACCAUGCACGUGGAGCCGCUCAUCCUGGAGAGGAAGCCAGAAGAUAGGAAAGGGCCCUUAUUCACCCCUCUCCUCAAGCCAUCCCAGGUCCCCCAGAGUGCCUCGGUCACCAUGGAGCAGCUCUUUGAGCCCACUCAGCAAGGAGGCAGGGAGCGGGGCCUUAACGUGCUGCUGUACGGGGCGGUCGGGACAGGGAAGAGCACAGUGGUGCGGAAGCUGGUUCUAGACUGGUGUGCCGGGCUCACUUUGACCCAGUUCAAACUACUGGUGCCCUUCUCCUGCGAGGACCUCUCCCAGUUAUCCAAGUCCACAUCUCUGAGAGACCUCGUCAGCAGGAAAUACCUGCACCUGAAAAAGAUCCCCAUGCUGAGUGGAGAGAACGACCAGGCCAAGGAUGUGCUGUUUCUGUUUAACGGCAUGGAGAAGAUGAAACUGGACUUCCGUAUUAGCUCCACAGAGCUGUGCAGCAACCCAGACGAGGCCCUCCCCUCCGGGGCAGUGGUGGUGAACCUGCUCAGGAAGUACCUGCUGCCUGAGGCCAGUAUUUUGGUCACCACAAGGUUGUCUGCCCUUGACCACAUCCCUACAAAGUAUGUGAAACGCUACGCACAGAUAUAUGGCUUUAAUGACCCAGAUCGCCAGCGAGCAUACUUCACAAGCCGACUGCUGCAACAGAUUGGAGAGAAGCCGAGAAACCAGGAGGCCCAGUCCCUCAUCGAGCUGCUUUACCUCAACCUACAGAGGGAGAGCCAGUUAGCGGCCGCCUGCUUUUUACCUUCCUAUUGCUGGCUGACUUGUGCCAUACUCCACUUUUUACAUUUCACCGACGCCCAGGCACCCAUACGUACGCUAACUGGUAUCUAUACCAGCUUUCUGAGACUCAACUUUGGAGGGGAGGUGCUGAACAUGGGUGGGGCUGUAUCUUCUCCAGAUGACCAGAACUCAUUGAUGCUCUAUGUAGUCCGCACUGUGGGCAAACUGGCCUUUGACGGAGUCUCCAAAAAGCGCACUUCCUUCUCCGAGGAGGAACUGGAACAGUUUGUUGGGGGUAAGACCAAAACAGAUGAGGAACUGCGUCAGCUGGCCGUGUUCCGCACUGACGUCCUCGACUUCUUCCUGGUGCCCUGCGUCGAGACCAAAAGGUCAGAGCUUGAUGAAAAGGAGAAGCGCUACGUGUUUGCUAUUCCCGCCAUGCAAGAGUACCUGGCUGCCCUGUACGUCGUCCUCGGCGAGAACAAGACGGCUCUGGAGAAACUGAGCAAAGAGGUGACCGUGGUCAUCGGUCAAGUGGGCGAAGAUGUCAACACGCUCAUCAGCAUCAUCUCCAAGUUCAUCCCCCUCAGGGUCUUUGCUGUUUUCAACCUGCUCAAGCUCUUUCCCAGCCUGUUUGAAAAGAUCAGCAGCCGCAGCAAGGGCCGCAUCGCCCGCACCAUGGCGGCAGAGAUGUUCCGCAGCGAGGACAGCUUCAACGAGGACGUGCUGGACCAAGUGGAGCAGAGCCUGCUGGGGGUUCACGGCCCCCAGCCCCAGGAGCGCCUGGACAGCCGGGCCUUCGAGCUCUACCCCAUCUUCAUGGGCGGCCUGCUUCACUACGAGAACCGGGUUCUGCUGGAGCAGCUGGGCUGCAGCAUCAAGAGCACCACGGUGGCUCAGAUCACACGGACCCUCAAGAGGCACUUGGCGGCAGAGAUCGUGAAGUGGCAGCCCCCCGAGGAGCUCAUGGACCUGCUGGUGCUCCUCUACGAGUUCCAGAAUCCCCGGCUCACGGCAGAGGUCCUGCUCUCCAUCCGCAGCAUCAAGCUGUCCACCGUGCGUAUGACGCCCCUCAAAUGCUUUGUCCUGAGUUCUGUGCUGGCCUGCGCACCCACGAGGUACCACCUGGAGGAGCUGGACCUUUCUUCCUGUCACCUGACCAACGACCUGCUGACCAUGCUGUGGCCCGCCUUCCGCCACACACACAACCUCAAUCUCCAGUUUAAUAGCCUGGGUCCUGAGUCCUGCAUUCUCCUGCGAGAUCUACUACUUGACCCCAACAGUACUAUUAGAUCUCUACACCUGUGUGAUAAUCCGCUGUUAGAGUCCGGGGCUCGCUGUCUGCUGGACGCCCUGCUAGGGAACCAGUCUCUCAGACAGCUGUCCCUGAUGCACACGGGCAUGGGCGACAAGGGGGCCUGCGAGCUGGCCGAGAGGCUCAACCAUCACACGGGCCUGCAGGAGCUCAACGUGGCCUACAACAACAUCGGGGACAACGCUGCUCUGACCCUGGUGGAUGCCUGCAGAGAGCACCCCAGCAUCCACACUGUGCACUUGUACCUGAAUCCUCUCAGCAAUGUGGGGAAGCAGUCCUUGUACGUGCGAGGAGUCCCGCCGGAUCAGGGUGGCACGGGGCGGCGCGUGAAGGUGCUGGCCUCAGUCACCGAGGGCUCGAACAUCUCGGAGGACUGGCACCCCAUUCUGAGCGUCAUCAGUAAGAACGCCUUGUCCUGGGAGCGCGAACGCGUCAGGGAACAGCUGCAGAUCUUCCUCCGAGACCUGGAGUGGGGUAGGAAGCAGGCACCAAGCUUCUGGAAAAAGAUGCACUUCCGCAGGGUGGAGAAGGGCGUCAGGCAGACGCUGCAGAUGCUUCACAAGGACAUCCCGACGAGGACCGGUGGGAGUACCAAGUAAUGUUCAAGCCAUGUCUGCGUUUUUUAUUUUUAUCAUGAGCCAUUCAUGAGUAUGUUCCAGUCUUCCAACCAGAGCAUAAACCCAUGUAUCCAUCGCCUUGAAGAAAUGUAGCAAGUGAGAUGUGGGACAGUCAAAUCUAUGCAAAAUGAACAGAAUAAAAUAUAUGAAAUGGUAUGAAACUGAAAGUGUUCUUUUCAAGACUACGUAGGAAUGUGUUGCAUGAUUAGUUAUGCAGAAUUAUGCACAUAGCCAUAUUUGUUUUGGGCCUCCUUAUGUACCUGUGUGCAAAAUGUGUAGUAUCUUGUAUUUUCUCCCUGUUUUUUGCUUGAGGAUGUCUGCUUGUGUUUAAUAAAUAUAUUCAGGCAGGUUUAAAAGGAAA